CGUCACAAGAAAAAAGAAAACUCCCCUUAAACCCCCCCGUUCUUUUCUUUUCUCUAUUUGCUCUAAGCAAAAACCACCACUCCACACCACACCACCACCAUGGCAUCAAGAGCAAAAACUCCCCUUAACACUCUCUCCUCUUUCACAUUCACACUCUUUCUCUCAUUCUCUCUCCUCCAACUUUCUCUCUCCUCCCCCACCACCAUCCACGACCUUCUCCGCUCCAAAGGCUUACCACCGGGGCUCCUCCCGGAGGAGGUGAAAUCCUACACCUUCUCUGAAACUGGGCACUUGGAAGUGUUCCUGGACGCACCGUGCCUCACCAAAUACGAGAACAGAGUCCUCUUCGAACAAGUCGUCACUGCUAACCUCACCUACGGAAGCCUCAUAGGAGUGGAGGGUCUCCAGCAAGAAGAACUCUUCGUGUGGCUACCUGUCAAGGACAUUAUCGUAAAUGACCCCUCUUCCGGGUUGAUACUCUUUGACAUUGGCCUCGCCCACAAACAGCUCUCGCUCUCCCUCUUUGAAGAUCCACCUCACUGCAAAAAUCAAGGUGGGUUGAGGAAUCAUGUGAGGAAGGAAAAAGGUUUCUUCGAGGCCCUGAGGUAGAAAAAGAUGCCACCUUAUUUUUUUCAGGCUUCACUUGUUGUCUUUUUCUUUGGUCAUGUUUAUAUAAAUUUUAGCCUUGCAAUAUUAUUGCAACUAUAUAGUAGUCAUAUGAAUUAAUGGAAGUAGGUGCUUGUAGCGUAGAGGUUGAGCAUUGUAAAAAUGUGAGGAGAGAGAGAGGAGAACAAAAGAAGAAAAAAAACUAUGGAAUCUGAUAAUGUCGUAAUCAAAUUUAACUUUUGUUCAUUGUGUUGUUCUGUUUUGAGAUAAAAAGAUAUGAUAAUUGUCAAAGCAAA
Glycine soja is the source of this 902-nucleotide messenger RNA. RefSeq lists its product as uncharacterized. The transcript is spliced from 2 exons. NCBI's taxonomy places the organism in Eukaryota, Viridiplantae, Streptophyta, Magnoliopsida, Fabales, Fabaceae. The record is from RefSeq and is a predicted model, not a curated record. The coding region runs from base 100 to 609 and encodes 169 amino acids.